Kwoniella shivajii is the source of this 711-nucleotide messenger RNA. RefSeq lists its product as uncharacterized. Lineage: Eukaryota; Fungi; Basidiomycota; Tremellomycetes; Tremellales; Cryptococcaceae. Gene Ontology annotation, cellular component: mitochondrion; peroxisome. The transcript is spliced from 3 exons. Gene Ontology annotation, molecular function: glutathione transferase activity; glutathione peroxidase activity. The record is from RefSeq and is a predicted model, not a curated record. Gene Ontology annotation, biological process: glutathione metabolic process. Bases 1 to 711 code for a protein of 236 amino acids.
AUGGUCGAUCAGCAGUUUCUGACUGAACCUCCGCCUUUGAGCGACGAUAUCCGAUUCGAGAUCUACUAUGGAGUAUCCUCUCCUUGGGCGUUGUUAGGUGCACCUGAAGCGGAGCGCAUAGCGAACAGAUACGGCGUGACUAUCCACUUGAAACCUAUAGUAGUUGUAGAAGAGAAUGGUGGUAUACGUUUGAAAACUCGACAUCCUGCACGACAGGCAUAUCAUGCCUUAGACCUAUAUCGAGCUGCAAAAUCACUCAAUGUACCUAUGAAAUCUCAACCCAAGUAUUAUCCCCAACCAGCCGGUACGAUUGAAAUAGCUGGACAAGCUAUAAUACGCAUUCAACAGAAAUAUGGUAUUGGUUCAAAUGAAGCUUUAGGUUUCAGCUAUGCAAUACAACGAUGUAUUUGGAUCACUGAGGAGGGCGAUCAUUCAAGAGUAGAAACCUUACAGGAUAUAGCUAGGAAACACGGAUUUGAUGAGCACACCGUCCGGUCUUGUGUGGUAGACAGAAGGGGUGAUGAAGAGGAUGAAGCUGUUAAAGAAUGGACUCAAAAUCACGAAGAAGCUGUCCAAUUAGGUAUAUUCGGUACACCAAAUUACGUUGUGAACGGAGAAAUCUUCUGGGGUCAAGAUAGGUUGAAUUCUGUAGAAAUGAGGAUCAAAGAAUUAGUAGAAAACGGUGCCAAGCCUGUGAAGUAUCAGCGAUAG